GGGGGGGGAGAUAGUUUUGCCGUACAAACAUUUUUACAUUUGAAAAUGGAAUUGAAACAACUCAAAUCUAAGUGGAUCUUUGUCUUUUAGCAACCAUGCAGAUACUCCAUCUUGCAGCAGGCACACGCAGAGAGAUCAAUGUCACCCUUGACAAAUGCCCUCAGCGCUGGAUCAUGAAAGAGAAGUGUUCAGAUGAAAGAAGUGUUGCAAGAAUUUCAUGUUGGAAGAAUAAGAAUAAAAAUAAAAUCUCUUUAAAAGUCAGGGCCCUGCCACGGAAAUGUUCUGAGAAACAUGCCAAUAGAUGCACUUGCCUGAACGUUACAGUCAACAGUUUUGGUUUGUCCCAUGAGAUAAUUGAUGGUAUGUGCGCUGACCUUCCUCUGAAUCUCAGUAGCUAAAAAUUAAUUGUGUCAGACACAUAACUAAAAAACAAAUUUAGAAAUUCUCAGUAUCUGAUUUCAAAUUGAUUAUUUGAUAUGUAUACCUACAAUUAAUACUGAACUUAUUGAAGGAUUCUCAUUUUGUAGAUGUGAAGAAUGAAAAUGGGGAAUAUGUAAUAUGUAAGAAAUGUUGCAUGGAUCAAUGUCCCGCUACGUGUCGAGGUGCAACAUGUAAAAAGAGGCUACGACUUAAAGUGAAGAAGUCGGAUAUUUCAAGCAAUUCGACAAUAAAUCUCCAACUUUCAGGCACUUGCGAGCUGAGAGUCGAUGAUGAUGACAAUGAAACAGAAACAUCUCUGCUGAUUAACUAUGAAGCCAGAAGCUGGAUAAAAGCCUUGCAGCACUGCAAGGAUCUAAAUACCACUCUGGUCCAAAUCACCAAUGAUACGGUGGGGGAGGACGUGGUGAGUCUUUUAGAAGAAAGGCCAGAAUUACAGGACGGGGUCUGGAUCGGACUGGAGCGCUCCAUCUUCGGUACCGACACAGAGUGGAAGUGGACCUCCGGGAUCAGAGCUGAAUAUUCUGUUUGGAAGAGCAGCUCCUCUGUGGACCCGCUGAACAACCACUGUGGAAAGCUUGUCUGGCUUGAGGAGUCCCAACAAACCCAGCUGCUGGAUGGCGACUGCCACCAACGAUUACCUUUCCUCUGCCACGGUCUACCGUAAACUGUACGGAGCUCAGAAAACUCCGCCGAUGGAUCAUCUCUCGUUCAAAUCAUUUUAAACACUGAUCAUUCUUGUGAGAUUUAUCUUUUCAUAU
This is a messenger RNA of Fundulus heteroclitus (mummichog), 1199 nucleotides long. Its product is annotated as regenerating islet-derived protein 3-gamma-like. Lineage: Eukaryota; Metazoa; Chordata; Actinopteri; Cyprinodontiformes; Fundulidae. The coding region runs from base 575 to 1105 and encodes 176 amino acids. The transcript has 4 exons. The record is from RefSeq and is a predicted model, not a curated record.